AAGGGCGCGUCGGGGCUUUCUGUUGGGUCGCGCGGCCAAAGAGAGCGAGCAACGUGCGCGCGUGCGCUAGCGCCGGCGGCGGCGGCGGCGGCCGCGACGACGAACCCGCCACAGUAGAUAAACGUGCUCCGCGCGCGUCGCUCGCCGCGCACGCCUCCCGGCCACCGCUCGCGCUCCCGGCGAGACACCACGCUGCCGCUGACUGCGCGCCGGCCCCUACGCGUGUGUCACCAGCGGAGCGCCGGCUCCGGGAGUUUUCGUAUGCGCUGCCUGAACGCUGGGUGUGUCGGCAGUGGUUAGCGAAAGCGAGAGGCAGUACCGGCCGUUCUCUCGCGGGGACUUUGCAAACCGUGGCGCACGUGAAACGGCAUCUCCGAGUGACGGCCGCCAAACGCUGCCAGCUGUCCUCUCUACCAAUCGCACAUGGCUGACCAGGGCUUCUGCGGUUCUUCGUCCGGCGACAUCGUCAAGCAGGGCUACCUGUUCGUCAAGAGGCCGCCGAGGAGACGCUUCGACAUGCUCAGGGCGUGGCACAAGCGAUUCCUGGUGCUCAAAGACGAGACGAGCGAGCGGGGCCCACUGCUGGAGAUGUACACGAGCCAGGAGGAGGCCCUGCUGCAGUGCACGGCGCCAGCGUGCAGCAGCGGUGGCAGCGCGGCGCGCGCGUCACCUGCGGCCGCGCCCGCCUGCUGCCGACUCUGCUUCGACCUGGCGCAGACCGUGCACGUGGGCUUCACCUCGGACUCGAAGCGAUUCCCCAACGCGCUGGUGCUCGUGUGUCAAGGCCGGUCACCGCUGGUGCUGGCCGCGCAGGACGAGCUCGGCUCGCGCUCAUGGCUGCUCGCUCUGGGACUCAUCGCCCACAAGGCCUCUUCGCAGCAUGGGUGGAGGUUUAUGUGCCGAAAGGCGUCCGAGCAAGCGGCGGCCAUGGCCAAUUGUGCGGCGUUCAGCAGCAGCGUGGAGAACAGCGCGUCCGGCGCCGGGAGCACCGACCUGGGCUCCUGCCGCACUCGCACGGCCCGGGGCAGCGGCGGCAGCAGUGGCGCCUGCGAGGGCGACUCAGCCGAAUCCCUCGACGGUGUGCUCAUCCCGCCGCCGCUGGAGUACGGCGAUGGCUGCCUAGACAUGCUCUUCUCGCGGGAGCGGUUCCCGGUGACGGUGCAGCCGAGCGAGGCCUCUGAGAGACUGGGGCUGCGCGGCGAGUACCAGCUGGUGAUUCUGGGCCACAGCGUCGGAUUGCUGCGGCCGGGCGCUGCGGAGCCCUUCCUCGUGUGGCCCGUCACCUGCAUCCGUCAGUACAGGCACGAGCUGUUGCUCCAGCCAGGACAGGGGCCGCAGCAUGCAGCGUCAUGCGCCAAGGCCGCCGCUGCCCGAGGGGCGGCCACCUUGGUCACCAUCGAAGUCGGCCGGCGGUGCUGCACGGGUGAAGGCGCGUUCCAGUUUCGCACCCAGCGUGGUCAGGAGGUGAUACGGGAACUGAAGCGGGCUGUGUCGCUGUGGGCCGCACGCAAGGCGGCGCUCGCCUCCUGGUGCCAGUCACGCGCCGUCGCCCAGCGCUCUUCGUGCGUCAGACUCGGCCGCUCGGCGCCGGCCACUCCGUCCCUGUCGAUGCCCCCCGCGUGGCGACGCCAGCCUGAAAGCCCUGAGGCGGCGCGUAGCUGCGGCGGCGACACCAACUACGUCCUACCAGCCUUCGAGCGCUCCAGCAGCUCACUCAGCAACGGCAGCGUGCUCUCGUCGCCGCAGCUGGGCCGGCCGUGCCAGUCAGACCCCGAGCGCCUGGGCACCCGCGCUGACUCGUCGUGCGAGGACGCAAACUACGUGCGCGUCACGGCCGCUGUCCACAGCAAGGGCCGCGUGUCCUUUCGGAAGCCAGGCAGUCCGCCCCUGCCGCCGCCGCUCGUGCAGCUUGUCACCACGACCGGCACGCUGCCGCACGACAAGAAGCUCCAAGAGAUACGCCGAGCUGAAGGCUACAUCGAGGUCCUGCCGACGUAAGUCAUCAUCUACUUGUCCGAGACGGGAAAGAAUGCGUACACUGGUUUACGGCGUAUGACCGGAGAGGAGGCUGGACAGCCACGUUUGCCUGGACCCGCGACGGCAGCAUCCCGGGUUCACACCUGACCCAAAGUGUCGCGGCUUGGCUCGAGCGAUAUAAUGAUCAAAAGGGGGCCGGCCAUGCCAGAAGGAUAGCGGAGCUGAAAACUCCCCACCAAGGACGCUCUUAUGAACUUUUCAUAGAUCGCGAGGCACGGCCUUCUCUUGAACGGGUUCAAUGUAUCUUAGUCUUAGUUGGCCCUCCAUACUCUUACGUAGGUCGCCCUCCUAUUUUUUGUUUGUUUUUUCGCCUCGCCUGCCUUUUGGUGCCGUUGCAUUAAAGAAAAGAAAGCAUUGCUGGAA
Molecule: messenger RNA, 2400 nt
Organism: Dermacentor andersoni
Lineage: Eukaryota; Metazoa; Arthropoda; Arachnida; Ixodida; Ixodidae
Biological process (GO): cell surface receptor protein tyrosine kinase signaling pathway
Cellular component (GO): cytoplasm
Source: RefSeq, a predicted model, not a curated record